This is a messenger RNA of Morone saxatilis (striped sea-bass), 2282 nucleotides long. RefSeq names its product protein kinase (cAMP-dependent, catalytic) inhibitor beta (gene pkib). Gene Ontology annotation, molecular function: cAMP-dependent protein kinase inhibitor activity. The transcript is spliced from 3 exons. Gene Ontology annotation, cellular component: cytoplasm; nucleus. The coding region runs from base 253 to 477 and encodes 74 amino acids. NCBI's taxonomy places the organism in Eukaryota, Metazoa, Chordata, Actinopteri, Moronidae. Gene Ontology annotation, biological process: negative regulation of cAMP-dependent protein kinase activity. The record is from RefSeq and is a predicted model, not a curated record.
UGUUGCUGCUGGGAAUGAGCGCACGGUGAAGUGCUCGGUGGUGUCGGCGCUGAGCAGUCACUACGCCGCGGGUCCGGCGGUGUCAGCUGGAAUGAAGCAGUGUGAUGAGUCGGCCAGGACGGAGCCCCUGACACCCCGCACUCUCUCUUCUUCGUCCCCGCGGAAGAUGGUGACUGGCGGCUAGUUCCAACUUCGGACUCCUUGGCUUUUUUCCCUGGCGAAGCGCGCUGAAAUCACUUGAGGGGUCCUGAGAUGACAGAAGUAGAGCCUGUGUUGGACUUCGCCUCCUCGGGGCGCUCGGGGAGGAGAAAUGCCCUGCCUGACAUCCUGGGCUCUCCGGCGGGCGUGAACCCUGGCGACCUUCCUCUUAAACUAGCUGAGCUGUCUCUCAAAGAUGGUCCGGGAGGGGCCCAGUCACCCACGGCGGAGGAGCCUCCAGCACCGCCGGAGAGCUCAGAGGGGAAAGAGGGAUCAUAGGGACUCGUUUAUGUACCUCCCCGGAGACCUGCAAAGAUAACCUGAGAGACGGGAUGAGGAGCGAGAUAGAGGGCGACCUGUGGGAGAGAGAGUGAUUAUCUGUGGAGAGUCAGUCUGUUUGCGAAGCAGCUGAGCCACGGACGGAGAGUGACGGACCGACUCCCGAUGGACUGGAGCUAGGAGCUUUUUGGCACUCAGUGUCACUUAGUUAUGAACCAAUGAGUGUGUGUGUGUAUAGUUGAGUUAUACAUAUACCAAACACUACACUGAGAAUCAAAGGGACCAUGACAGAUUGUAUACUUUACACUACUAUUUUUGUAUGAUUUAUUUAAAACUAAAGAAAAACAGGAACUCGUAAGUCAAAUUGUAAUAUGUACUAUUCCCUUGCAUUUCCUGCUGAUUUUUUUAUUCUAUAGUGGUGUGUGUUAUUUUACAUUGACAAUAGUAAGAAGGACAUUGAUAGCAGCCUGUCGUGGCUCAAAGCUUUUUAACCCAGCUGGAUGCAAAUUGGCACACUUGACGUAAGAAUACGUAGAAGAACAGUCUUUGUGUUGUCUUGCUCACUUAUGCUUUUACACUAUAUGUGUAUGAUCUACUGUAUGUUUUCAAAUCUGAGGCUGUUGUACAGUAUAUCUCCAUUGUAAAUGUACAGUUUUUACCCCUCAUCACCAGACUGUUUUGAUCCUAGCAACAACCAGGGAUUUGAUCCAUUUUUCUAGGCGUCCAUAUGGUGCGAGGUGAUAACGUGGAAGAGCCGUCCAAAUCUUGAGACAUUCCUUUAGAGAAUAAUGUCCCACUGCCAGCAGUGUACACACUGCUUCAUUAUAAUACUGAGAAAGUCAGAUUUCCUUUUGGUUUUUUGCUCUUCACUUUCCUCUGAAAAUGUGCCUCGUGGCAGUUCACAACCGAAAACCUGUGUUGUGUUCUUUCUCUGUGAAGCACUGUUAUCGACUGUUUUUGGGCUACUGAUAUUUCCUCGGUUUUAAUAGGAGGUAUCAUAACACCUCAUUACUGCUUGAACUCUAAAUGAAAGGAAAAAAACAACACUUUUGUAACAUUCUAAAGACCUGCGGAUGCAGAUCCUACACCCUGUCAGGAAAAGCAUUCCCUUUUGUGUAAACUUCAGCAGGGCUUUUUUUUUUUUUGCAGCGCGAUGCUUCUCGCACGUGCUUCUUAUAGCGACAGCAGCAUAUGCCCGCAGUCUGGGCAUGGGAGCAAGCAACGCUGCCGCCGCCGCCGCCACAAUGUGUUUCGAGUGUCAAAAAUGGCAGCACAGUCUCCGCACAGAAGAAAGUCUGUUCACACUCAUCAACACAUAAGCAGAGCUGUGAAUAGGAUGCAAGACAGAGCACGAAACACAGCGAGAGUCCACAUUUGUCAGCUGUCCGAUCACUGCUACUGUAUAUAUAUAUACUGUAUUUUAGUAUAACCCAUGUGUGUCAUACAUGCUGCCUGUAUGAUUACUCACAUACUGUAUCCACAAACAAAUGAUGUUCUGUAAUUGUCUCUAUUUGAAGAUGUUUUGCUGGUGGCUGUGUCUUUAUGUGGAUGUGUUUCACAAAUGCAACAAGGAAAGCCUGAUGUGCUGCUGUCCAGCCUUUGUUUAUGCUGUACUACUACUAAUGCUGAUGGGAACGUGUUCAUGGUCUAUCUGAAGCUGUAUGAUCAACACUUUUUUGGGGGGUUGAUGAAUCAGAGGUGUAUUUUGUAGUGUCCUGAUCUCUAAGUGGUGCAUAUAUUUUACUUAGCUGGAUUGAAUCCCAUAUGUUGAUUCUAUCUGGUGGUGAAAAUUGCCAUAUUAAACC